AUGACGAGAGAACACAUUCCUUUGCCGGGCUUGCGAGUCAUGGCGACCGCCUUCUUCCUCGCCCGCAUGGCUGAGGGCGCCGAGACCUACAAGAACUACUGCGCCGGCCUGGACAACAAAGUCGUAGACUUUAAGAACUGCGAUGGCAAACAACCUGAAAACACAUUCUUCAUGUUCGCCAGUGACGACCAAAACAUUCCUGUCGGCACCGUCAUCGACCCCAUGCACGUAGAUCUCUUCGACAGCUCCGACCCAGUUGAGCGCCAAAACGUCCUCCUUCCACUGGAAAUCGAAUCUGGAGGAUUUGGAAAGCGUCAAGAUUGCGGCAACACAGGAGGAGGAGGUGGCGGUAGCACUGGCGGUGGCGGUGGCCGCACGGUCAUUGUCGGUGGUGGUGUUAUCGUUGGCGGCUAA
Molecule: messenger RNA, 414 nt
Organism: Colletotrichum chrysophilum
Lineage: Eukaryota; Fungi; Ascomycota; Sordariomycetes; Glomerellales; Glomerellaceae
Exons: 1
Coding region: 1-414 (137 amino acids)
Source: RefSeq, a predicted model, not a curated record